Messenger RNA from Vicia faba (fava bean), 2433 nucleotides. The record is from the annotation of a GenBank genome assembly. NCBI's taxonomy places the organism in Eukaryota, Viridiplantae, Streptophyta, Magnoliopsida, Fabales, Fabaceae.
AUGGAUUUGAGUGAGUUGAAAAAAGCGGUGGAGGAAGUUGAACUUGUAGAUGGCCAUGCUCACAACUUGGUUGCACUUCACUCCAAUUUUCCUUUCAUUCAUGCCUUUUCUGAAGCACAAAGUGAUGCCCUCGCUUCUUCACAUCACUCUCUAUCCUUCAAGAGAAAUCUAAGGGAUUUAGCUGAGUUGUAUGGAUGUGAGUCAUCUUUGCGAGGUGUUGAAGAAUAUCGAAGAGUCUCUGGAUUGGAAUCCACGUGUUCGACAUGUUUCAAAGCUGCAGGAAUCUCUGCCAUACUUAUUGAUGAUGGGUUAGAAUUGGACAAAAAGCAUGAUAUAGAAUGGCACAAGAGUUUUACGCCUUUUGUUGGUAGAAUCUUAAGAAUCGAAAAAGUGGCUGAGAAAAUCCUUGAUGAAGAUGUUUCGGUUGGAUCUCGCUGGACAUUGGAUUCGUUCACUAAAGCAUUUGUCUCAAAGUUGGAAUCGGUGGCUGGCGAGAUCUUUGGAUUGAAAAGCAUAGCCGCAUACCGCAGUGGCCUAGAAAUCAAUACAAAUGUGACUAAACAGGAAGCCGAGGAGGGUCUCACAGAGGUGUUACUUGCCGGGAAGCCUGUCCGUAUUGCAAACAAAAAUCUUAUCGACUUCAUCUUCUUGCAAAGUUUGGAAGUUGCUCAAUCCUAUGACUUGCCAAUGCAGAUACACACAGGGUUUGGGGAUAAAGAUUUGGAUAUGCGACUGUCGAAUCCUCUUCACCUCCGUUCAGUUUUCGAGGACGAGAGAUAUUCAAAAUCUCGGAUUGUUCUUUUGCACGCGUCCUAUCCAUUCUCAAGGGAAGCAUCAUAUCUAGCAUCUGUGUACUCCCAGGUUUAUCUUGAUUUUGGGUUAGCAAUUCCAAAGCUUAGUGUACAUGGCAUGAUUUCAUCACUGAAAGAGCUUUUAGAUCUGGCUCCAAUAAAUAAGGUGAUGUUUAGUACCGAUGGCUACGCAUUUCCUGAAACCUUCUACUUAGGUGCAAAGAAGUCUCGCGAAGUUGUUUUCUCGGUUCUGCGUGAUACAUGCAUUGAUGGCGAUCUCUCAGUUUCCGAGGCUGUGGAAGCUGCAAAAGCCCUAAAUGUGAUUGAUGAGUUAGAGAGUAAUGUUUCAUUUGUUCGUGUAAUAUGGGUCGAUAAUUCAGGACAGCAAAGAUGCCGUGCUGUUCCUAAAAAGCGUUUCAAUGACGUUGUUACGAAAAAUGGGCUUGGUUUAGCGUUUGCGGUUAUGGGAAUGACUUCAUUUUUGGAUGGACCUGCACCUGGUUCUGGUUUAGGUUCAGUUGGUGAAGCAAGAUUAACACCUGAUUUGUCUACUAUAAGGACAAUUCCUUGGAGCAAGCAAGAUGAAAUGGUUUUAGGUGAUCUGAAUGUUAAACCGGGCCAAGCAUGGGAAUUUUGCCCAAGAGAGACUUUAAGAAGAGCUUCCAAAAUUCUUAAAGAUGAAUUUGACUUGGUAAUGAAUGCAGGAUUUGAGAACGAGUUUUUUCUCUUGAAGAGCCUAACAAGGGAAGGGAAAGAAGAAUGGAUCCCAUUUGACUCGAGUCCUUACUGCUCCUCGUCAGCGUUUGAUGCUGCUUCCACCAUACUUCGCGAAGUUGCGUCUGCUUUACAUUCUAUAGGCAUUCAAGUAGAACAGUUACAUGCAGAAGGUGGAAAAGGUCAAUUUGAGUUGGUUUUAGGACAUACCAUUUGUAGUAAAGCUGCUGACAACUUAGUUUAUACACGCGAAACCAUUAGAUCUAUUGCUACAAAACACGGUUUGCUUGCAACUUUUAUUCCAAAGUAUGCAUUAGAUGAUUUUGGUUCUGGAUGCCAUGUUCAUCUAAGCUUGUGGCAGAAUGGUCGAAAUGUAUUUAUGGCAUCUGAUGAAUCAUCAAAGUAUGGAAUAUCAACUUUGGGAAAAGAAUUUAUGGCCGGAGUUCUUCAUCACCUUCCUUCAAUUUUGCCAUUUGUAGCACCGCUUCCUAUCAGUUACGAUCGGCUCCAGCCCAACACAUGGAGUGGCGCAUACUUAUUCUGGGGAAAUGAAAAUAAGGAGGCUCCACUGCGAGCUACAUCUCCGCCUGGAACUCGUAGCGGUUUUACAAGUAAUUUUGAGAUUAAAUCAUUUGAUGGCUCCGCAAACCCGUACCUCGGCUUAGCUGCUAUAAUUGCUGCUGGCAUUGACGGGCUUCGCAGGCAUCUUUCCCUUCCUGAACCUGUUGAUACAAAUCCAAAUCCAAAAAACCUUCAGCGAUUGCCAAAAUCACUUUCGGAAGCUUUGGAAGCUCUCGAUAAGGCUGACUUCCUUGAGGAAUUUAUUGAUGUUAAGUUGCUGACUGCGAUAAAAGCAAUUCGGAAGGCUGAAAGUGAUCAUUACUUGGAGAACAAGGAAGCAUACAAGCAACUCAUACAUCGUUACUGA